UAUUUAUGUAAAUAGUUAGUAGUAGGACAACUCAUCUUUUGCUGUACAUAUAUGGUUUUUAUCCCCUUUUGCUAAGUAAUCCAAUUAGUUGAGUUUUAUAGCACUAUAUACGAAGAGCUUCAUCUUCUCCAGUUUGCCCACCCACCCACCAUCCACCAUUGACCCACCACCUCCACCAUCGCAACAACCGCAAAUAAACUUCGCCUCAUGUGCAGUCCGUCGCUUGCACGAUAAAUCUAGUUUCAAUUGGGAGUAAGCUGAAAGGAGAGAGGGGGGAGAGAAGAACAAAGGAGAGGGAGAGAGCAAGGAUGCGGUGUGCAUUGUGCAUUAGAAGGGGAAACCGUAAUUGUUACCGUAGCAUUUGGAGCAGUAACGAAGUAGGGGAAUCAAUUACCCUUGAAUAACGGUAACGUUUACCGUAUACUCCAUACCAAACGGCUUAUAACGUAAAUGGUUAUUUGAUUCCGUUUCCAACUCUAAAAAUUUACAUACCAAACAUCCCCUUAAAAUAACUCAACACGGUACAUUUUAAGAUGCUAUACAUCUAUUUUCUUAGAGGAUAUUCCAUCUCCACCUAUAAACAUGUCUCGGAUGGGAUCACAUUUUUUUUUUUUAAUAGGUAAGAAGAAGGGACCCUAACUGAACCAGCACCUAGCACAGGUCAACCAGCUCAGCUCCGCAGGUCAUCGCUUGAGCCAUCACAAUAGAAAUAGCCUAACACAAUGUAUUCAUUUGAGCCAAUUUAAUAAAUAGAGACGUUAGAGCAUCUCCAAUGGUUGUAGCUAGGGACUAGCUUGAAAUUUAUAAAAGUUUCAAGCUAAUAGCUAGAUCAUUGGAGUGAAAAUAAUAAAUUAGCUUGGCCAAACAAAUUAGCUUAAACAAGCUAAUUUGCUUGACAACUAGCUACCAAAUGUUGCCAAUUAAUUAAUUGACAAGUGGGCCAAAUGUGACCAAUUUAAAUAACAAGCUAGUUGCUAGUCAUUGGAGUAAAAAUUAGCUAGACAAUGAAAUAGCUUGAAAUCUUAUGUGACAUAACAAGCUAAUUAUCAAAUUAACUUACCAUUAAAAAUGCUCUUAUAAACAACUUUAUAUACUCCGUAUUUUUUUUGUUAAAAUACAUUGACAUCAAUAAUAAAUAGGUAAGGUCAUAUAAAAACCGACGAAAAGGAAUCAAAAUCUGGAAUAUUCAUCCAACUCUACAAAGCUACCUUUUUCUCUCUCACUAGAAACAAGGAAAAAAAGAGAGAGAAAAAUAGAAAAAGAUUCGUUAGUGUUACGCGACGGGCCGACUUUGAAAUACUUUUGCUCUAAUCUUCAUUUUAUUUCCUAAAAAUUUAAAAACUUAUGUAUCAAGUUUAUUCUUUUUUGUGAUUCUAUUUAGAUCCUUUUGUUAUUUAUUUCUUGAGCCCCACCCUUUUUCUUAGCUUCCCAUAAAAUCAACCUUCAGAAAUCACAACCUUUCUCCAUUUUUAGUGAGUUUGGAAAAUAAAUAAAUAAAUAAAUAAAAAUGAUGGAUUUUAGAGAUAAUAUGCACAAAUGUCAGGAAUAUAUACAUGCUUUAGAAGAUGAAAGGAAGAAGAUUCAAGUUUUCCAACGUGAACUCCCUCUUUGUCUAGACCUUGUUACUCAAGCAAUUGAGGCAUGUAAGAGACAAUUAUGUGGGAAUGGAACAACAACUACCACUACAACAGAGUGUUUUAAUGGACAUUCUGAGUGCUCAGAACAAACAACAAGCGACGGUCCAAUUUUGGAGGAAUUUAUACCUUUAAAAAGGAGUAAUUCUCCCGAUGAUGAUGACGAACUUGAAUCAAAUAAGCCCCAAAUUAAUAACAAUGAUAAAUCCGGCAAGAAAUCAGACUGGCUUAGAUCUGUUCAGUUGUGGAAUCAAACCCCAGAUCCACCCACUACCACUCAAGAGGAUCACCAGCCAAAGAAAGUGGCGGUUGUUGAGGUGAAGAGGAAUGGUAGUGUUGGUGGUGCAUUUCAUCCAUUUCAGAAGGAAAAGAACAACAAUGGAGAUGAAUCCGACAAUAAUAAUACAAAUAACAAAAACAAUAGCAAGAAACAAGCUACAUCAACACCGGCUGCCUCCGCUUGCUCGACUGUUCAAGAGGAAGAAAUGGGACCGAGUAGUGGCGGAAGCGGCGGCAGUGAUGGUGGUGGUGGUGGUAGUAGUAAGAAGGAGAAAGAUGCACAGUCUCAAAGGAAAGCAAGGAGAUGCUGGUCUCCUGAGUUGCACCGGAGAUUCGUGCAUGCUCUUCAACAACUUGGUGGUUCACAUGUUGCUACACCAAAGCAAAUAAGGGAUUCCAUGAAAGUGGAUGGACUUACCAAUGAUGAAGUUAAAAGCCAUUUACAGAAAUAUAGGCUGCACACAAGAAGACCAAGUUCAGCUCAUCACAACAAUGGCAACCAACAAAGUCCUCAAUUCGUAGUCGUAGGAGGCAUUUGGGUGCCACCAGAAUACGCUGCAACGACAGCAAGGGAUACAACAACCACGGUUGCUGCUUCUGGUGGCAUCUAUGCUCCCAUAGCAACUGUGGCGGCACCACCACGACCCAUGCACCAAACAUCGACACAAAGGCAAUCCAGUGAUCAAUCACAUUGUGAGGAAAGGGGAAGUCAUAGUGAGGGUCAUGUCGUCCAUUCCAACUCCCCUACAACGUCGUCUUCUACCCACACAACCACAGCUUCCCAUGCACAGUAAUUAAGACUUUUAAUUUCUUUGUAACUUUUUCUUUUACAAAUUCAUAGAAAGCUAGACCAGUGUAAGUGUAGAGAUUUUGUAACGAGUCAUCGGACAUCGGUGGAACUAGCUAGGUCGUCCUACUUCUUCGUAUGAUGAGGAUUGAGGAAGAUAAACACGUACUAUAAAAUAUUGCCAGAUAUACAACAGAAAAAUAUGUUCGGAUUCUUUGUAUAAUCUAUUAUUCUUCAUGCAUCAUAUCCUUGAAAUUAUCUUUAUGAAAUGUCAUUCAAUCUUCAAAGUUGAAUGACCUAUAUAAUACAUCUCUUCAUCUUUCUAA
Messenger RNA from Spinacia oleracea (spinach), 3026 nucleotides. RefSeq names its product transcription factor HHO2. Bases 1508 to 2707 code for a protein of 399 amino acids. The transcript is spliced from 5 exons. Gene Ontology annotation, molecular function: DNA binding; DNA-binding transcription factor activity. The record is from RefSeq and is a predicted model, not a curated record. Gene Ontology annotation, biological process: regulation of DNA-templated transcription. NCBI's taxonomy places the organism in Eukaryota, Viridiplantae, Streptophyta, Magnoliopsida, Caryophyllales, Amaranthaceae.